GAUGGCCGGUGGAACGUAGUUUCGACGGGCGACGAUGUUUUUGACACGAACGCCUGACUUUUUCCGAGUAUCGUGGAAUUUUAAUCGAUAGAAAUUACGAAAUAUACGUUCCGAUGAAACACGCAACCGUCUACUGUUCACUUGUGCGAUCUUCGAAUUGCGUCUGAAAACGGGUAUAUACAUAAAAGAGGCCUUAGGCUCUGCUGCAUUGCUUCGAGAACAAAGUUCCUCGGCAUUAACGUAAAGAGGAGCAACUCAAAAGCCGGUAGCACGACGACGUAUUUAUCCAGACAGCAGACAAACAUACUCACUUGAGUACCUGGCACCUGCUCACUUUCGUAUACUUCAAAAGGACUACAAGGGGUUCGUCACCGAAUGAAACUGCGUAUAAAGCCAGACGAACGUCAAGAAGUCGUCGCGGAAGGAGUCUGCAAAUGCGCCGUGUUUCCCACGCAAAUAUCGAAAUCAAUCAUCGAACGCUCUAUUCCAUGUAAUGUCACGUGCGAUGCUGAAGGGGAGGAGAAAUGUCAACAAUUGUGCGUCGCUUUGGCCGAAAGCGCGAGAGAGCAGGCGCCGCAAAUGAUCUGCGAGAAAUUGGGCACGCACGUGGAGAACCUCAAGGUGGCAGUGUACGCGAAAGUGUGCGACGCGAUCAUCUGGAAAUUCACCGGUUUGGAAGCUACGGACCCAAUUUGCUGCCACGAGGGGAAAAGUAUAGCUUGCGAACAGCCAGUCCCGAUGAUCGAAAACUAAAUAGACUCAUCUGUAAUUAUUCCGCGA
Messenger RNA from Eufriesea mexicana, 780 nucleotides. RefSeq lists its product as uncharacterized. The transcript has 4 exons. Lineage: Eukaryota; Metazoa; Arthropoda; Insecta; Hymenoptera; Apidae. Bases 376 to 753 code for a protein of 125 amino acids. The record is from RefSeq and is a predicted model, not a curated record.